AUGGGUUCUCCACACCACCAGGCACUGGCCAGUCAGCAGCCUGUUCAGCAGCCACCCUUCCAAAAAUUGACCAAUCAGCAGCAGGAAGGGUCGAGACAGAUGCAGCCGCAGCAGCAGAAGCCCCAGACAGCCCUGGGGAGCGGACCUUUCGAACCAACUGCAGCAAAGCAACCUGGAGACACAAAGGCCCCUGUCCAGGCCACACCUACACCUGCAAUCGAGCCCCUGAAACAACCAAAGGCCACGGAAGAGACUACGCCAAAACCAGAGAAGUUGGUGGAACCCGCCAUAGACACCAAACCGACUCAGAAGAAGGGAGAACCAAUCACAYCAAUAAAAGAGAUAAAGAAGUCGAGAUAUGAUGAGACCAAGAACAGCACUCAGGACCUGUCGCGGAGCCCCCAGAGCCUGAGCGACACGGGCUACUCCUCCGACGGCAUCUCCAGCUCCCACAGCGAGAUCAUCGGCCUCAUCCAGGAGGAGGAGAUGAAGCUGAGUGAGAGGGGCAUCAGCGGGCGUGGCAGCCCCCCCAGCCCCUCCGAGAUCACCAAGCUGGAGAGCUCCAUGAGGCCCCUGCUGGAGUGCAAGACCCUGCCAGUUGAGGAGAGGGAGCGCGAAAGGGGCCGAGGCCGGCACCACCGAGAGCAGAGACCCCGGUCGCUGUCCAUCACUCCGGAGGCCUAUGACUCUGAUGAGGAGCUGGAGGACAUUGUGGAAGAGGAGGAGGAGGAYGGAGGAGACUGGGAGUCCAAACAGGAGCACAAGAGCAGUGCCGCUCCCAAAGAGGAGAAGAAAGUGGCUGAGCCGGAGCCGAUGACAGAUGAGGAGUUCAUGAGGAGGCAGAUCAUGGAGAUGAGCGCUGAYGAGGACAACGAGGAAGAGGAGGAGGACAUGGAGGAAGAGGACGAGGAGGACGAAGGCUACGGCUACCAAAAACCUAAAAAAACACACAAGCACAUCUCAGAGUUGACGAAAGAGAAGCGCCGCCUCUCUCACCAGUCCAGCAGCUUUGAGGAGGACACCAAAAGCUCCAGCGACAUCUACAAAUGUUCUGCGGAGGAAGGAGAGGAGGGGGGUCUGGGGGGCCUGCGCCGCUUCAAGACAAUCGAGCUCAACAACACCAACAGCUACAGCCGCGACAUGGAGCUCAACAACGAGAACGACCUCAGCCUGGACCGAGAGCCCGAGUUGGAGAUGGAGAGCCUGACGGGGUCUCCCGAGGAGCGCUCCAGGGGUGAGUACUCCUCCACCCUGCCACCCACCACCUCCAGCUAUAACUCUGGCACCUCCCCCACCUCCAUCUCCUCCAUGGAGGAAGACAGCGACAGCAGUCCCAGUCGCAGGCAGAGACUGGAGGACGCCAAGCAGCAGAGGAAGGCCCGCCACCGCUCCCACGGUCCCCUGUUGCCCACCAUUGAGGACUCCUCGGAGGAGGACGAGCUGAGAGAGGAGGAGGAGCUGCUGCGGGAGCAGGAGAAGAUGAGGGAUCUGGAGCAACAGAGGAUCCGCAGCACGGCUAGGAAGACCAAAAGAGAUAAGGAGGAGCUGAGGGCCCAGAGACGCAGGGAGAGAUCCAAGACGCCCCCCAGCAACCUCUCCCCCAUCGAGGAUGCCUCCCCUACUGAGGAGCUGCGACARGCUGCRGAGAUGGAGGAGCUCCACCGAUCCUCUGCMUCAGAAUACUCCCCCCAGAGCCUUGACUCAGAGGCUGAGGGAUACGAGUCUAAACUCUACAAGUCUGGCAGCGAGUAUAACUUGCCCACGUUCAUGUCUCUGUACUCUCCUACUGAGAAGUCGUCGACGACCUCAACCACCACCGCGCCCUCCAGCAGCAAGCCCCUGAAGAGUGCUGAGGAGGUGUAUGAGGAAAUGAUGAGGAAAGCCGAGUUGCUGCAGAAACAACAGAAACAGCAACAGCAGCAGCAACAAGGGAGACACAACAGUGCAUAUGAGGACGACACGAAUGGCCAACAGUAUGAAGAUGAGUAUGAGUAUGAGCAGGCUGAGACUAGUUAUGAAAACGAGGCGGCAGAGACAGGAGACAUCUACGAAGAGAUCCGCCAGACCUCCCAAAACAUCACUAAGAUGCAUCAAUCCUCAGCCCUGGAGUUACAGCAGCAAGCAGACAAGCAGGUGGAAAUAGACGACAGCACCUAUCCAGAUAAGCAGCUUUUAGAUACAGGGUCGGCCUUCGCUAAGCUGCUUGAGCAGACCAAUGACUUAUUGACUCCUGGCAACAGCCCCACUCAGCUCUCUGCACCUGUGACUUUUUCUGAGACCGGAGGAAGGAUCCCUGAUGUACGGGUGACACAACACUACUCCAAAGAUGUCCAUAAAGCCGGGAUGAAGAGCCAGACGGGUAAAAAUGGCAUUACUCCAGUGGCGGCCGCCACCACAAUAGCAGCCUACGGGGUUUAUUCCCGGGAUGCAGUGACCAUCUCUCACACAAGCGCUAGUCAAACGAUGACGACCAGCCAAUCCAUCAUGUAUGGUCGACAAACUGGAGGACCUGCCACUUCAACCACAACCAUCUCAAAUGUGUGCAGCAAGAUAGCGGAGAUAACACAGGCUUACAGCCAAAGAGAGGUGGUUGCGAGAAGGGUGGGCGAGAGCCGAGGGGUCCAAGCUAGAGAGAGUGCGACAUCUUCAGAGCAUGUCAUAGAGCCCCGCUCGCCAAAGAUGUACUCGUACUACAAGAGCUCCAGCUCCCCUCUGUCUCCCUCUGCCUCGCCCACUGAGAGCCCAAGUCGCUCACCCUCCAGGAGUGCCGAGAUAUCCACUCAGACAUUCAGCCCAGGCAUAGAGGCUCUGUCGGCUGGCUCGGGGCCCACCUCCCCAGUGAUGGCCCAGGGGACACAGACAUCUCAAAGGGCCGUAUCCCCACGUCUCUUCAGACAGCAAUCCUCCCAGCAUGCCCCCUACAUGGUCGCAGAGCCCACAAGCCCUGCCAAACCAAUGACGGUCAACACCGCCACGUCACCUUUAUCCUCGCCCACCAGAUUCAUCCAACAGUCGACAUUUGACAGCUACUCUCCACAGGCCAGUCCGCCAGACACCCCUCCAUACCACCAGUCUCCCCAGCACAGCUUCUAUAGGAUGCAGAAGGUGGAGAAGGUCAGUGUUGGAACCAGCAUGGUCACCACAGCUAGCACCUACAGCCGUGGUUCCAUGUCUAUGGACAACAUCUCUCUCUGCAGGAUCUCCAGCAUCCCUGGGACCUCGAGUGUCGAGCCGGGCCAGAUGAUCCAUGGUGGGAGUGUGGUGGAUCUGAGAACAGUAGAUCUGAGAACAGCCACUAACGCAGCUCCCAUUAUCAUGACUGCCCAUGGCAUGGAUCUUACCUCCCUGGCCAGAGAAACACGCAAAUACACCAGCGGGCCCGAGGGGAGCCACCCCUCCAGUAUCAUCCAGCCCCUCAUCAUGAACCUGAACACCCAGCAGCAGCCCCACGUAAUGGUAUCCACUGCAACCACGAUGAGCGUCACGGUGGCCACCUCCAUGUUCAUAUCACAGCCCCAACAGCCCAUGGUCUAUGGGGACCCUCUACAAAACAGAGUUGACCUCGGUCAGGGCAUGGGCUCAGCCAUGUGCCUGUCACAGAACAAACCACCUCCCACUGACCCAUCCAUCCCCAAGAUCGACGCCAAGCUGGAGGACCUGAGCAUCCAGCAGCAGCAGCUUCUCCAGCAGCAGCAAAAGCUUCAACAGCAACAGCAGCUCUUGGAGCAACAGCUCCAGCAACACCACCAGAUGCAGCAGCAGUCCUCCGUAGCUCGGUUCAACCUACCAGGCCAGAUGACGCUGCUCAAGAAAGACCUUCUGGUCAGCCAAACCAGCAAUACCGCAGCCGUGGUCAGUACUAUAUCCCCUGCCGUUGCCCCUGAUAUCUACGGCACUGGAGGUCCCCUGGAGCUGAAGAGCAAACCAACCCCGGCAGGUGUGAUGCACCUGGCUGGGGGUGGGCCUCAUGGCAUGAUGGUCCAAAUGGAUGGGGCCCCACAGGGAGGACCAGUGACCCAGCUGGUGAAGACAGAGGAGGGCAAGGAUGCCGUGGACCUCACAGGGGGGCAGAUUAAAGCUGAGAACCAACCAGCUUGCUGUGAUGUUGUGUACCACCUCCCAUUUGGAGGUAGCUGCGUUGGCGGACCAUUCUCCCAAAAGCCAAAUGUUGAUGAGAAARUGGCCACUCAAGAGCCAAGACCACACUCUGUGCCACCACUCUCUUAUGAGUCGGACCAGGAGGGCCAGUAUCAGGAGUUUUCUAUGGAUGGGCGUAAAGCCUACACAUUACCGUUCCCUGGCCGGCUACAGCCCUCGAUGUCUGACACCAACCUAGCAGAGGCCGGACUCCAGUCCUACCACUCCAAGAUGGACCCACACUUCCAGACCUCUGGAGAGCUGGCUGUGGACCUCAGCACCAUGAAACACACCUAUGAGGGAGGCUUCCUCGGACUGGGCAUGCAGUAUGGCUCCUACACUGACCUACGCCAUGGAGGGGACAUCACUGCAACUGCCCUGCCCAUACGCAGAUUCAACUCCCUGUCAAACAUCAGCUCUGACUAUGGCUACUCUCCCCGAGACCUCGCUAACUUCCAGGAGUCCAACCUGGCCCAGUACAGUGCCACCACUGCCAGAGAGAUCAGUCGAAUGUGCGCUGCCCUCAACUCAAUGGACCGCUAUGGGAGCAACCCAGAGCUUGUGCAAUACGGUGUAGGCAGAGGAACAGGUCCAGGUGGCAGGCUUAACUCUAUGAGACAAAAUAUGCUCUAUGGACCUGACGGGAAGCCAAUCUCUCACACCCAAGCGCUCACCAACAUGAUCAAUGCCAGGCAAGCCAGCCUCCGAGCCAUGUACCCGUCUGCCAUGAGGUCUGCAGAUGGGAUGACCUAUUCUACCAUCAACACACCCAUCGCCUCCACCUUGCCAAUCACUACCCAGCCUGCCUCAGUGCUGCGCCCGCUAUUAAGUGGAGUGUACAGGCCUUUACCCACAGCCAAUAUGACACCUGUGCCUCUGGCCAGCCUCACCAGGAUGCCUGUGAACCCACGGAUGCCUAUGUCUGGACAGGCCCCAUACCGUUAUCCGGCUCCCAACGUCUUCCCAUCUACGACGUCGGCCCCUGUGAGCAUGCCUGCCGCCGUCACCACCACUCAGGAUGCCCCAAUCUACCUAGGGAAGCCCUCUGUGACAUCAAGUGGAUCUGAUCCCCUGUAUCAAUCUCCUGUUGCCCAUACAUCAGCCUCAGUGAGCUUGCCAACGGAGUCCGAGCAGCAGCCCAUAAACCUGACCCAGGCUCACCUCCACACUCAGGCCCCAGGGCAGCCCCAGGUCCAGCCUCAGAACCAGCCCCCAGCUCAGCCCCAGCACAUGCAACCUCAAUUCCACCCUCAGGGCCAGCAUCCACCCCAGAGCCAGCCACCUCCAGCCCAUGCUUACCCCCCAACACAAAGCUACACUGGGCCCCAGAGCAGCACCCAGCCCCAUCACCCAACCCCACCCUCCAGCGGCCCUGUCAACCCGGAGACCGAGACUGAGGAGGAGAGGCUGCACCGCCAGCAGGAGCAGCUUCUGCAAAUGGAGCGGGAACGCGUGGAGUUGGAGAAGCUGCGUCAGCUGCGUCUGCAGGAGGAGCUGGAGAGAGAGCGCAUGGAGCUGCAGCGGCACCGUGAGAAAGAGCAGAUGCUGGUGCACAGGGAGAUCCAGGAGCUGCAGACCAUCAAGGAGCAGGUCCUGCAGCAGCAGCAGGCUGAGAGGGAGAGCCAGCUGGUGAUGCAGAAGGAGCAGUUGGCCCAGCAGAAAGCCCAGCUUGACCAGAUCCAGUCGCUGCAGCAGCAGCUCCAGCAGCAGCUCGAGGAGCAGAAGCGACAAAAGACUGCUGCAGCUGCUGCUGCUGCAGCCACCGCAGCCGCUCAGUUGGACCAGAGCGGCCAGAUGCUGCAGCCCUACAGAAACCAAAUGGGCUUCAGGUCCCUGCCCAACUCCUCCUCAGACAUGUGUCUAAGGAACAAUGAGGAGCAGAUGGAGACCAGGACCAACAUGAGAAAGCAGAACUCCACCUCCAUGCCCCGACUGAGGGAUGGAAUGGAGGGCGAGAGCGUUGAGUUCUACGGAGCCCGGAGGAUCGUGGACAGUUGCGUUCAAACAGACGAAGAGGACGGUGAGGAGAGGUACAUCAUGUCUAGGCGCAGACGCAACAGGCGCAGCGUGGACCGCAGCGUCCAGACCGACGACGAUGAGGAGAAAGUGGAGUGGGAGCAGCCUGUGAGACGCAGACGCUCACGCUUCUCCAGGCACUCGGAUCCCGGGGCCGACCACAAGACUGACACAGCCUCCAAGACGGCCACCUCAUCCAGCAUCGCCAUUCAGACCAUUCGAGACUGCUCCUGCCAGACCGAAACAGACCAGCUGGGGAAGGUGUCCCCGGCCAUCCACGUCACUGUCCCAGACCCGAACAAAGUGGAGAUCGUCCACUACAUAUCAGGCCCUGAAAGGACCCAGAAGGGUCAAAGCCUAGCCUGCCAAACAGAUGUGGAGGCCCAGUCUCAGGGCGUGGUGGUGCCACAGCUCAGCGUGCCCACCACCAUCAGCCCCUACUCCACGGGUAUCCAGCUGGUUGGCUCCGCCGACCCGCGGCAGCAGCAGAACAGGAGGAGGUCUGACCCCAUGGAGAUCAGCUACCAGACCCAGACCCAGACCCAGCCCAUGAACCACCUCCACAAUGAGUCCCUCUCCAGCCUGAUCCGUCAGCCCCCCAAGUCCCCCCAGGUGCUCUACUCCCCCGUUUCCCCCAUCUCCCCCCACCGCCUCUUGGAGACGUCCCUCUCCACCGGCGGGCUGAACAAGGCCCAUGUCACUCCCCAGCAGAAGGCCUACACAGCCGAGUCACCCCAGCGCCACCCCAGCAUGCCCCGCCCUAUUAAGAACACACAGAGGUCCAUGUCUGACCCCAAGUUGCUGAGCCCCACCACUGACGAGCACACUAAGGCCAGGCUAAACCUGUACCAGCAGCAAGCUCUUCAGAGCCAGCUUGCUGCCCUGCAGCAGAGCGCUCUGAGGAAGGUGAAGAGGACCCUGCCCAGCCCCCCUCCAGAGGAGAGCCACCUCCCCAUCAUCACCCCGGCCGUCCCUCAAAUGUACAUGCCCGCUGUGCACUCCCUGAGGGCCGGGUCCAGGCCAGGUCUGGCAGCCAAAGCCAGCCUGCUGAAGGACCUCACCCACGAGCUGAAGGCCGUGGAGCAGGAGUCCACCAAGCUCCGCAACUGGCCGCCCUGCAGCAGAGCGCCCUGA
Messenger RNA from Salvelinus sp. IW2-2015, 7287 nucleotides. The record is from RefSeq and is a predicted model, not a curated record. NCBI's taxonomy places the organism in Eukaryota, Metazoa, Chordata, Actinopteri, Salmoniformes, Salmonidae.